This is a messenger RNA of Diachasmimorpha longicaudata, 4251 nucleotides long. RefSeq names its product multiple wing hairs (gene mwh). Gene Ontology annotation, cellular component: cytosol. The transcript has 6 exons. Lineage: Eukaryota; Metazoa; Arthropoda; Insecta; Hymenoptera; Braconidae. Gene Ontology annotation, molecular function: small GTPase binding; actin filament binding. Bases 974 to 4117 code for a protein of 1047 amino acids. The record is from RefSeq and is a predicted model, not a curated record. Gene Ontology annotation, biological process: regulation of cell shape; cortical actin cytoskeleton organization; cell migration.
UUCCGGGGUUUUAUUAGCGCUCGGCUGUUCUCCAACGAGUUAGAUCGGCGUCUUCACACCUGGGGAACGUUAUAAAGUCGCUCCAAAAUUUAAACUUCACUGCGACUUCAUUGAGAUUUCACUCUGCAUAACGAAGUGCGGCAAAUGCGGUGGGAGAGAUUAAAUUCCGGAUCGGACGGCCUGUUAUUUAUGUCUUAUUUAUGGCAAUGCCCAUUGGAAUGUAAAUUCAACCCACUUGCCCAGAAAUUAUGCAUUCGGGUUGAUUAACGGAGUGGAUUGGGAUUUUUCGUGUGUGGGUCAAGUUGGCGUGAUCUUUUACCUGGUCGAGAGUGGAUUGGCCAAGUUGUUGAUUCGAGACGGUGGGAUGUGAGACUGCACAUGGACCUUUCAGUGUGUUGAGGUUGAAUUUGAGGUGCAAUAGAGUCUUGAAUUAUCAAGUCAUCGGGCCGAAUUAAGGAGGAAAAUAUAAUUAAUUGAGUAGAAUUUUUUAAUGUGUAAUUAUUCAUAAAAAUUGAUUUGUGUUGUGAGAGCUGGAAAAAUGUCAAUGCUGCCUUGAGAACUGGGUUGUUGAUCAAGUAAACGGUUUAUAUUGAUGCGAGAAUUGCAAGUAAAUAUUUAAUUAGUCAAGUGAACGCAUCAUCGGCGGAUGAAUUGCAUCUCAAGUUUCUCCGCAAGUCGGUCAUUAAUGGAGGCUUCAAUGGUAAAUGUCAGUGAUUGUGAAUUGAUUAGAAACGGAUGUGUGCGGUUUUUUGCAAAUAUCCAAGUCACGAAUUCCAGAAGCAGAGAAUGGAACGCUAAGAUUGCUAAUUUGAGGAUUGAAUUCAUCGGCGAGUCGACCUAGUAAAUUAAGAGCGUCUGGUUUACAGCAGCAAGUCCAGUAAACCGUUAAUGAAGACGCUCAUGCGUUUUUUUUCCUAUUUUUCAUUUGUGGAACGAGACUGGAUAAGACGCGACGGAUAAUCUCAUUAAAGUAAUGGGAAAUUCCAGAUCGCAGGUGCCCCGGAGGCACAGAAAGAAAACUUAUUUACUUUAUGUCAUCAAUCGUACGUGGAAUGGGUUACGGGGUGACAGGGAGCUGCGAAAGGCUGGCGAUAGUGAUAGGAAUUCAGAAGUAUCAUCAAAAUGCAGUGGAUGUGAAAUAUGUAAUUAUCAUCCAGGCUCACUUAUCUUCGACAGCGAAUCGGAAAUGGCGCCAAACGCCGAGGAGGAGAUGCUGGCGGUGAAGCCCUGGAGUCUUCAACAAGAUAAAGAACGCCUUCGACCACCUACGUACAACGCCGAGGACUACGCAAUUGCACUGAGACGCUGGGGAAGACGACCCAUGACAAGUGUUCAAGACUCCCAGGGCACUUUACCGUCUACAACGAGUUCUUCAUCGGGAUAUGUAUCAGGAAGUGGAGAGAUGACAUUGAGGCAAUUCACAUCAGUCAGUGAACUUCUCAAUAAACUCCGAGCUGAUCUCAGACUAGCAUUUCCCAGUUUUGUUCAGGAAUUUUCGUCAGCCCCAGCCGACGGGAUAACUCUCCUCCUCGAGACCCUACGCGGCGUUCAAUUAGUGCAGAGUACACCACCGUCUGGUCAGAAUGGCCCCAGAAUUGGGACCAGGAGAGCAGCCCUUGAUGAGCUUGGAUGUGUUGAGUGCUUGGCAGCAUGCACCGAUAGAUGCGCUGAUGCACCGCGACUCCUGGCCCAAGCACAACCCGGACUUCUCGCCCUGGCAGUAUGUCUUACCAGUAGCCUGAACCGGUCUCGGGUUCUGGCUCUUCAGCUAUUGACGAAGGUAUGCCAGACACCCAACGGACAUUUGGCGGUAUCUGAAGCUGUCUCGACCUUGAGAUUAAGAUACGGCGAGGGUGGUAGGUUCCGAUUUCUUGCCGGAGCCCUCCUAGCCCCGAGGGCGGCGAUAGCGCUGAGGGUGGCCGGAAUAUCCUUCCUCAACGCCUUCUUAACAUCUGCUUCACGAACACAAACAAGACUCUACAUCCAGGCUGAGGCGUGCGAGGCGGGCCUAGAGCCCCGGGUCCUCCAAGACUGGCUGACGGAUGUUGACGGCCGUAGUGAGGAUGCCCUAAUGGAUUUACUGAAGAAAGAAGUACUCAAAUGGUCGCAAAAUUGCGUCGACGUAGACCUUCUGCAGAAAAGAUUGGCCCGAGCCGAAGAGGCCUGCUCCAUGCUCAGUAAUAAGGUCUCCCUCCUCCAGAAUCAGCUCGACAAACUACAUAUGGAGAAGAGAAACAGCAACAACAUGGAGGAUCGUAAAAUAAAAAUCACUAAGAGUGACCCGAAGGUGCAACGAUUGUCAUCAAAUGGUGAGGACGAGGGAAUAAGCUCCUCCGAGAGAUCCAGCAGCCCUGAAGACCUUCACCAGGCUAAGACAAUGGACAACGAUAAUGAUCAGGAGACAACGAUUGACGAUGUUAUCGAAGAACUGAGGAUAAUCGUCAAAGACGCUGAAGAACAGGACCGGAUGGAUCACAAGAGCCGAAAGGAUUCCAAUCAGAAAGCCAAAUUGACCAAGACAAAAAGCAAAUCGAAAGUCAAAGAUCUUCUGUCGAAUGUCGAUAAUAAAGAGGUUCCUGUCAGCUACUACGUUCAUGAUGAGCAACAAAUUAUGAAUAAUCAAGCUCAGUAUCCGUUGAGCAUCGACGGAGGAAGCUUAAAGAUCGUUGUCAAGGGUCCAGAUGUCGAGGAAGCUAUAGUCCCGGCGAUUUUGUAUCCUCAACCACCUAGGAGGACUCCUCCAUGUUUAUCGACGAUCCUCGCAACGAGACAAGAGGAUUUUUUAGAUCAUCCGGUGGUUUAUAAUCUUCAGGACGACGAGGAUGGUGAGGAGGAGACUCUCGGCGACGGCAGUGAUUCUCUUUUGAGUGCUUCAAGGCUCAAGUACAACAUCAAGAAUCAGGAGAGCGUACAAGGUCACGGAUUGUACCCGGGGAAGAGUGGAGUUCAGGCCAAGGACUCCUGUCAAAGUGAUGAGAAUAACGAUAGCAAGUGUAAGAAGACAAUCAGAAAUUUUGAUGUCUCUCUCAAGACUAACCAAGACAACUCCUUCAACUGUCUGUCGAAGCUGGAUGUUUAUCAUCAGUUCGAGCCCACAACGAAGAUUGGUAAUUCAAGGUACAGAAUGAAGGAUCCUGAGCGGAAAAAACUCCUCAGAAGAUCUGUUUCUCACGACAUCUUGAGCUCAGAACACUCAAGUCCCUUAUCACGACGAUCUGGUAGUAAAGUCGAAGGAAGAAUCAGAAAAUUUGAGAGUAUGAAUUCAUUCGAUAACACGAGUUUGAAGAACUUCUCUCACAACUCCGGCAAUUGGAAUAAUCAGAAAAAAUCUAAUCCUGAUAAUUGUCGAAAGAUUCGUCGAUCAGAAUCUUGUCAUCAUGUUUACAAUCCCGUGAGACGAGACAGUCGUGCUGGCAGUGACAGUGGACUUCAUUACAUCACAGAUUUUGAUCUGGAGCCUGUCAUGACGAUGAGAAAGCCGGAGCUUGCGGAGGGGGAAAAUCAGUUGACAAAAUCCUUGGACAGGAUUGACGAGGGACUGGACACUAUGGUUGACAUUGUUAUCGGGGAAUCUGAACGGUGGAUGCAGGGGAGGUUGGCCAGCGAGAGGAAUGCCAAGUAUUCGAGAUCUUGUGAUAAGGGAAAGGGGAGACAGACUAAUUCAGUAAAACGAGGGACUGCUAAGGAGCCAGGAAUAAAGGGCAACGAAGGUAAGCACGGACAACUGAAGAGUGAUCAACUCUACAGAGAAUUUCAUCCAACGGGGGCCCUGAGAAAUGAUGAAUUGUACAAGGAGCGAUCUCGGUGGAGUGUCGAGAGAGUCAAUCAUGAAAUGACGUCUUUUGAAAAAAUUCAUAACUUUACUAAUAACAAUCUCCCUAUUAUCACGUCGUUCUAUCAGGAGAAGGGGAUGAAUAAGUUCUCAGUUAAUGAGGCAGGCAUUUUCUUGCCCUCGGGAAGGCCUUACGAUGCUUUUGGAUUGGGGAAAAAUCGAUUCAAUGCGGGAAAGUACUCGGGAAAUCCCACUGUUGAUGAGGGAAUAGGAGGCAGACGAAAUUCAGGAAGUUCGGCUAUUAAGAGGGGAAAAGUGACCGAUAUUAUUUCCGGUUUAUACUGAUGUGAAUGAACGAUGGUUUAAAAUGCGAUGUUACAGGGUAGGGUAAUUUUCCGACAAGAUGGACGACUUAUGCUGAAUAUUUAACUGUAAACUGUUAAUAUUUGUUGAAAAUAAAUGAGUUUGUUUACUGGGUA